Nymphalis io (European peacock) is the source of this 1052-nucleotide messenger RNA. Its product is annotated as pancreatic triacylglycerol lipase-like. Gene Ontology annotation, molecular function: lipase activity. The transcript has 5 exons. NCBI's taxonomy places the organism in Eukaryota, Metazoa, Arthropoda, Insecta, Lepidoptera, Nymphalidae. Gene Ontology annotation, biological process: lipid metabolic process. The record is from RefSeq and is a predicted model, not a curated record. The coding region runs from base 24 to 1019 and encodes 331 amino acids.
UAUUGGUGGCAGAAACCUUCAUCAUGAAGCUCUUAGUGGUGUUGCUAGCCUCAGUAGCAUUGUGCGCUGGUAGCGCAAUUCCAUUGGUGCCAGGAGAUAACAGCCAUUAUGUGGAAGGCGAGAGCCGUUACAUUUGGAUGCCUGAUGGUGAAGGAAAACCACAUCUUGUAGAUCUACAAGCUCCCGUCGAUGAGGAGUUUCUUCAAACCAGAAAUGGUGCUCGCAAUGAGUACUGGCUAUUCACGAGACGUAAUCCUAGCAACCGUCAAGUUUUGGUGAACGGCAACGCGAACUCAAUCCGUAACUCCAACUACAAUGGAAACCGCCCCACCAAGGUCAUCGUGCACGGAUGGAAUAGCGAUGGAAACACUGAAAUGAACCCCCUGAUCACAUCCGCUUUCCUUGCGGUCGCUGAUGUCAACGUUAUCAUCCUUGAUUGGAGAAGUUCUGCCGGUGGAAUCUACUCCACAUCCGUGAGAGCUGUUCCCGAUGUUGGCAGACAUCUUACAAAUUUCCUUAACUUUCUUUUCAAUACCGCUGGCGGCAACUGGAAUAAUGUCCACUUAAUCGGUCACAGCUUGGGCGCUCACGUAGUCGGUAAUGCCGGACGCGCUAGUGGUAACCGACCGGUCCGAGUUACUGGUAUGGAUCCAGCUGGACCACAAUGGGGUGGUAACUCAAAUGCUCUAAACCGCAACUCUGGUGUAUACGUUGAGUCUAUUCACACUAAUGGCGGACUCCUGGGUAUCAUGGACCCUAUUUCUGAUGCUGACUUCUAUCCUAAUGGAGGCAGAAAUCAACCCGGCUGUUCAAACAGCAUGUGCUCUCAUAGACGUGCCCCACAACUAUUCGCCUCUUCAAUCAGAAGUAACCACUUGGUAGGAAGACGGUGCAAUAACCUCAAUCAAGCCCAAAAUAACCAGUGCAGCGGAGCCACAUUAGUCCUCGGUACCAGCAACUUGGGAAAACGAGGACAAGGAUUAUACGGACUGCGAACGGGUAACAACUGGCCUUUUUAAGAUCGCGACAAAUAUUUAAGAAUUUUAUUGCUC